UAUGCACUGGACACCCGGAAGACAGCUUCCCCAGCAACUUUACGUUCUAAUUCAGGCGCACGCAGGCCCUAAUCCGUGCCAUGGACCAUUGAUGAAGCUGAAUAGAGCUCGCUCUGCAGGAUAUGCCACGGUCGUACCAGAUCCUAGUAUUGCACCGGAAGAUAUUGGCAAAGACAAGAUACCACCGCUGAAGAACCCAUAUCCGUAUCCUAACCACAGGAACCCGUCCCCGCACCAGAUCUUUCACCUGCCGUUUGGUGCUACUCCAGCCCAGAUUAAAUCGCGGGAUUAUGAGCUGGUCCGAACGCACCACCCGGACUCGGCCUACGUCGCCCACCUUCCAAGCGCACUUGCCCAUGCGAGGUUCAGGUCGGUCAAGGCGGCGUACGACUUCCUGCGGGGCAAGACCCUUUCACCUCACCCAAAUGCCCGCCCUGCCCCGACGCCGAAGAAUUUCGACCCGUACAUGCACGAGCUCGCACGGAGGAGACGGGCACACUACGCUUCGCAGGGAGCACCGAGCACGGUGGAGGAUGAUAGCCUCAGUGGAGCCUGGGCACGGCCUGGGUGGGCGGAAGGAUUCGGCGCACCGAAGGCCCAGAGGAGUGAGUGGAACGAAGACGGCAUGCGGGAGAGGAUCAUCCUGGCGUUCGGUGUCAUGGCCCUCGUCGUUGGGCUGUUCCCGACGAUUCCCUCAACAUUUAUCUCCGCCUUUAUCUCGUCUGGGCCGGCUGCUCCAGGGCAGUCUGUCGUGUCGCGAAAGGAGCUGGCGUCGUACGUGGCGAAACCCGACCCGGGCCCUUCCUUCCCUUACAACCUCCCAUUCGUGCCCGACCUCGACAAGGGACACCGGAGCGCCGCGUCCGCGCUCGCUCAGUGUCGGUAUGAACGUCAGGAAAUGGGAGCUGAGCGGCGCGACAAUGUGCGUAAGCGGGCUAAGAAGAUAACUGGAGAGGUCGACGACGACUCGCAGGGCCCGUCUGAUUCUGAAUA
Messenger RNA from Cyclocybe aegerita, 993 nucleotides. The record is from the annotation of a GenBank genome assembly. Lineage: Eukaryota; Fungi; Basidiomycota; Agaricomycetes; Agaricales; Hemipholiotaceae.